Molecule: messenger RNA, 762 nt
Organism: Eurytemora carolleeae
Lineage: Eukaryota; Metazoa; Arthropoda; Copepoda; Calanoida; Temoridae
Product: myosin regulatory light chain 2
Exons: 2
Coding region: 99-665 (188 amino acids)
Biological process (GO): post-embryonic development; locomotion
Cellular component (GO): cytoplasm; myosin II complex
Molecular function (GO): calcium ion binding; myosin heavy chain binding
Source: RefSeq, a predicted model, not a curated record
UAAUAGUUUGACCAGCUUAGCUGGCAACCUGACAAUAUAACAAUAGAAGAGAAUAGGAGUCAGUAUUUGACUAAACACCAGGCACUCAACAACACACAAUGGGAAAGGGUCAGAAUGAGGGAGGUUUCUCCCAGGAACAGCUUGACAUGUACAAGGACUGCUUCAAGCUUAUGGACAUCAACAAGGAUGGAACCAUUGACAAAAAUGAUCUCCGAGGAGCUUUUGACAACGUCGGUGUCCUCAUGACAGAAUCAGAACUUGACGGCUUGCUGGGAGAGAUUGGAGGAGCCUGCACCUAUGACAACAUGGUCAAGAUGUUCCAGGAGAAGAUGGCUGGAGACGGUAACGACUCUGAUGAUCUUAUCAUCCAGGCCUUCAAGGCUUAUGAUGUUGAAGGUAAGAUUGAUGUCAAGAUGUUCCAACAUGCUCUCAAGACCUGGGGAGAUAAGAUGACUCAGGCUGAGAUUGAUGAUGUCUUCGGUGAGUUUGAUAUUGAUGAGGACUACAUGGUCAAGAGCAAAGAGGUUCUUGGACUCUUUGUUGCACAGAAGGAGGAGGAGAAGAAGGAGGAGGAGAAGGCACCUGAACCUGAAGCAGCCCCUGAGGAAGAAGAUGAGGGAGAUGCCAAGAAGAAGAAGAAGAAGAAGAAGAAGGCUGCCAAGUAAAUGUGAAGAUAAACUGAUGCCCUCAAUAAACAUUCCUCCUUGUCUGAUUCCAGACUUUAUUAUAUAUAGAUUUAAAUAAAUGCAACAAAUGCAAUAA